UUCCUCCAGACCGACGGUGGGCCGCUGGAGCAUCCUCCCUCCCACCCUCCCACUCCUCCGCCCGCUGACGCACCACUGUGUUCGCCGCUCGGCCCACCCAGCGCUGCUGCUGAAGCUGCGCCCGACUCGGUCUGCGCUCGUCCGGCGGAUGCUCCAUGUAUGGGUGCAGUGCCGAGGGCAGGGAUGCUGUAGGCUGCCCCGAGAACUGAGAGGAAGCGACGCGACGCGGGCUGCCGAGGAGAUCGGAGACGGAGGCGCCCGGAGGACCGUGCUGCUGUUUUGAAUGGGCUUCACCCUCUGCGCUCGCCGAGUCUGAGGUGCCAGGUGUGUGUCUGUGUAUCGGCACGGCUCUCCAGCUCUCCCACUCGCUAGCACACCCUCCUGCAUCAUGGCGGGGGCUUCGGUGAAGGUGGCAGUGAGGGUCCGGCCCUUCAACUCCAGAGAGAUCGGAAAGGAGAGCAAAUGCAUCAUUCAGAUGUCGGGAAACACGACGACCAUCCUGAACCCGAAACAGCCCAAAGAAAACAAAAGCUUCAACUUCGACUUCUCCUACUGGUCACACACCACGCCCGAGGACAUCAACUAUGCGUCCCAGAUGCAGGUGUACAAGGACAUCGGGGAGGAGAUGCUGCUGCACGCGUUCGAAGGAUACAACGUGUGCAUAUUCGCCUACGGGCAAACAGGAGCAGGCAAAAGCUACACCAUGAUGGGACGCCAGGAGCAGGACCAGCAGGGAAUCAUCCCUCUGCUGUGUGAGGAUCUUUUCACCAAGAUCAACGACAACAAUAAUGACAACAGCAUGUCUUACUCCGUGGAGGUGAGUUACAUGGAGAUUUACUGUGAGCGUGUGCGCGACCUCCUCAACCCUAAAAACAAAGGGAACCUGCGCGUCAGGGAGCAUCCUCUGAUGGGACCGUACGUGGAGGAUCUGUCCAAGCUCGCCGUCACCUCCUACAACGACAUCCAGGACCUGAUGGACUCUGGGAACAAGGCCAGGACUGUGGCGGCCACCAACAUGAACGAGACCAGCAGCCGCUCCCACGCCGUCUUCAACAUCAUCUUCACGCAGAAGAAGCACGACAUGGAGACGGACAACACGUCAGAGAAGGUCAGCAAGAUCAGUCUGGUGGACUUGGCUGGAAGCGAGAGAGCGGACUCGACCGGAGCCAAAGGAACCAGACUCAAGGAAGGUGCAAACAUCAACAAGUCUUUGACCACUUUGGGGAAGGUGAUUUCUGCGCUGGCUGAACUGGAUUCUGCACCGAACAAGAACAAGAAAAAGAAGAAGGUGGAGAGUUUCAUUCCCUACAGGGACUCAGUUCUGACCUGGCUGCUGAGGGAGAACCUGGGAGGAAACUCUCGAACGGCCAUGGUGGCUGCCCUCAGCCCCGCCGACAUCAACUACGACGAAACUCUCAGCACCCUGCGCUACGCCGAUCGCGCCAAGCAGAUCCGCUGCAACGCCGUCAUCAACGAGGACCCCAACAACCGGCUGGUGCGUGAGCUGAAGGAGGAGGUGGCGCGGCUCAAGGACCUGCUGUACGCGCAGGGCCUGGGAGACAUCAUCGAGACGUAUCGCUGCACCGACCCCACCAUCGCCGGUUUGAAAUACCUGUGCGAUUACAAGAACUUCGUGAAUAAUCGCCAGGCUGUCAAUCAAAGGGGUGAUCUCUCCACAGUGACCCACGCCAUGACGGGAAUGAGCCCCUCGCCCUCGCUCUCGGCCCUGUCCAGCCGGGCCGGGUCCAUCAGCAACCUCCACGAUCGCAUCUUCAGCCCGGCCAGUGAGGAGGCCAUUGAGAGGCUCAAGGAAACAGAGAAGAUCAUUGCUGAGCUGAAUGAGACGUGGGAGGAGAAGCUGCGUCGCACCGAGGCCAUCCGCAUGGAGAGGGAGGCUCUGCUGGCUGAGAUGGGCGUUGCCAUGAGGGAAGAUGGAGGCACUGUGGGCGUCUUCUCCCCGAAAAAGACCCCUCAUCUGGUGAACCUGAACGAGGACCCGCUCAUGUCUGAGUGUCUGCUCUAUUACAUCAAAGAUGGCAUCACCAAAGUUGGCCGUGAAAAUGCCAAGACGCGACAAGACAUCGUUCUCAGCGGCCACUUCAUCAGAGACGAGCACUGCACCUUCAGCAGCACCACCGGCCCUCAGGGAGAAGGAUGUGUGGUUCUGGAGCCUUGUGAGGGAUCAGAGACGUACGUCAAUGGAAAGAGGGUGACGUCACCCAUUGUCCUGCGCUCUGGGAACCGCAUCAUCAUGGGCAAGAGCCACGUGUUCCGCUUCAACGACCCGGAGCAGGCCCGUCUGGAGCGCGAGAGGACGCCGUGCACCGAGACGCCGGUGGAGCCCGUGGACUGGGCCUUCGCUCAGAGGGAGCUGCUGGAGAAGCAGGGCAUCGACAUGAAGCAGGAGAUGGAGCAGAGGCUGCAGGAGCUGGAGGACCAGUACCGCAAAGAGAGAGAAGAGGCCAGUAACUUGUUAGAACAGCAGAGACUGGACUAUGAGAGUAAACUGGAGGCUCUCCAGAAGCAAGUGGACUCUCGGUACCUGGAGUCGCCCGAGGAAGAGGAGGAGCCCGAAGAAGAAGUGCCGUGGACGAAGCGCGAGACCGAGCUGGCUCUGUGGGCCUUCAGGAAGUGGCGCUUCUACCAGUUCACGUCUCUCAGGGACUUACUUUGGGGCAACGCCAUCUUCCUCAAGGAGGCCAACGCCAUCAGCGUAGAGCUGAAGAAAAAGGUGCAGUUCCAGUUCGUCCUGCUGACCGACACUCUCUACUCACCACUGCCCCCCGACCUGCUGCCGGCCAGCGAGGCUAAGGACCGGGAGCGCCGACCGUUCCCCCGGACCAUCGUAGCCGUGGAAGUACAGGAUCAGAAGAACGGGGCCACACAUUACUGGACUCUGGAAAAACUCAGACAGAGGCUGGACCUGAUGAGGGAAAUGUACGACCGCGCUGCGGAGCUCCCCAGCAGCGCGGUGGAGGACUGCGACCACGCCCUGACCGGAGGCGACCCCUUCUACGACCGCUUCCCGUGGUUCCGUCUGGUCGGCAGGGCGUUCGUGUACCUGAGCAACCUGCUGUACCCCGUUCCCCUGGUGCACCGCGUCGCCAUCGUCAGCGAGAAAGGGGAGGUGAAGGGCUUCCUCAGGGUGGCUGUGCAGGCCAUCUCAGCCGACGAGGAGGCGCCUGAUUACGGCUCCGGCGUGAGGCAGUCAGGCACUGCCAAGAUUUCCUUCGAGGACAAACAGUUUGAGAAGUUCCAGACGGAGUCGUGUCCUGGCAGCCUGUCUCACUCCAACACCUCCCAGGAGGAGCUUCGGAUUGUGGAGGGGGAGGGGCAGAAUGCCGACGUGGGGAUCACCGCAGACGAAGUCAACAACAACACCUGCGCAGCCUCGCUGGAGCCUCCCCACAGCCCCACCAAGAGCUUAGGCCCGGGUCUGGACCUCCCUCUGGACCUGUCUCCAGAGAAAGCUCUGUCCCACCUGAAGGUCGGCAGCACCUUCACCUUCAGGGUCACCGUCCUGCAGGCCUCCAGCAUCUCCGCCGAGUACGCCGACAUCUUCUGCCAGUUCAACUUCAUUCACCGCCACGACGAAGCUUUUUCCACCGAGCCGCUGAAGAACACGGGCAGAGGACCUCCGCUGGGCUUCUACCAUGUCCAGAAUAUCACCGUGGAGGUGACCAAAUCCUUCGUGGAGUACAUUAAGACCCAGCCCAUCGUCUUCGAGGUGUUCGGCCACUACCAGAAACAGGCUUUCCCUCCGCUGUGCAAAGAUCUGAUCAGUCCACUGAGACCUUCCAGGAGGCAGUUUCCAAGGGUGAUGCCCUUGUCCAAACCAGUGCCGGCCACAAAGCUCAGCACUCUGACCCGCUCCACUGCGGGACCUUGUCACGCCAAGUACGACCUCAUGGUCUUCUUUGAGAUCUGUGAGCUGGAGGCCAACGGAGAUUACAUCCCCGCUGUUGUCGACCACAGAGGCGGGAUGCCCUGCCACGGCACCUUCCUCUUACAUCAGGGCAUUCAGAGGAGGAUCACGGUCACUAUCGCUCACGAAACAGGCAAUGAUAUUGAGUGGAAGGAGGUGAAGGAGCUGGUUAUCGGACGUAUCCGAAACACACCAGAGGCUGAUGAGACGAUCAUCGACCCCAACAUCCUUUCACUGAACAUCCUGUCGUCUGGAUAUUUCUGGCCAAAGCACGACGACAACGUCUCCUUGGGAGUUGAUCAUAGAACCUUCUACCGCUUUGAGGCGGCGUGGGACAGCUCCAUGCACAACUCUCUGCUCCUGAACAGAGUCACUCCGUACGGGGAGAAGAUCUACAUCACCCUCUCUGCUUAUCUAGAGAUGGAGAAUUGCACCCAGCCCACAGUCAUCACCAAAGACUUCUGCAUGGUGUUUUAUUCCCGGGACACCAAGCUGCCAGCCUCGCGCUCCAUCAGAAACCUGUUCAGCACCGGCUGCCUCCGGCCCUCGGAGAGCAACCGCGUAACAGGCGUCUAUGAAAUAACCCUGUGCUACGUGGCAGACAAUGGGAGUCCAGGCAUGCAGCGCCGCCGCCGCCGCGUGCUGGACACCUCGGUGGCGUACGUCAGAGGGGAGGAGAACCUGGCCGGGUGGAGGCCCCGCAGCGACAGCCUAAUCCUGGACCACCAGUGGGAGCUGGAGAAACUCAGCCUCCUGCAGGAGGUGGAGAAGACCAGGCACUACCUGCUGCUGAGGGAGAAGCUGGAGGCGACUCUGCAGGCGGGACAGGACGCGCUCUGCAAGAGCGGCGACAUCGGCGACUUCGCAAAGAGUCCCGUCCUCGGUCACAGCCCCGGCAGCAGCAGCGGCGGCGGCAGCUGCGGCACUGCGCUCGACAGCCCCAACCAGAGGCAGAGGGAGCUGGCUGCCAAGUGUCUGCGUCUGCUGAUGCACACCUUCAACAGGGAGUACAGCCAGGUGAGCAGCAGUGCCAGUGAGAGCAAGCUCUCGGAGAUGUCGGCGUCGCUCAUGAGAGACUCGUCGUCCUCUGGGCUGAGCACCAUCACCCCGUCCUCCACCUGCCCCUCUCUGGUGGAGGGACACUAUGACAUCAGACACGCUGAGCCCAGUUCUGGAGCCUCUACCCCAGACCUGGACCCGUACAGCCCAGUGGACAGGAAGAAAGUCCUCAGAGGGUGCACCUUUGUUCCAGACAUACAGGAGAUUCGCGUCAGCCCCAUCGUGUCCAAGAAGGGCUACCUGCACUUCCUGGAGCCCCACACCAGCGGCUGGGUGCGGCGCUACGUGGUGGUGCGCCGGCCCUACGUCUACCUGUACCGCAGCGAGCGGGACAGCGUGGAGAGGGCCGUGAUCAACCUGUCGUCCGCCAAGGUGGAGUACAGCGAGGACAAGCAGACCCUGCUGCGGACCCCCAACACGUUCGCCGUGUGCACCGAGCAUCGCGGGAUACUGCUGCAGGCCACCAACGACAAGGAGAUGCACGACUGGCUGUACGCGUUCAACCCUCUGCUAGCCGGCUCCAUCAGGUCAAAGCUCUCCCGCAGGAAGUCGGCCCAGUCCGUGCCGGUGGCGACGGCGCAGAGGAUCUGAGAGACGAAUGACCCCGGAGGAGGACGGCGACCAAACCGGACAAUACAAUCGAAACUCUCAGAUCUCCAUCCUGCUCUGCGGAACAGCGACCGUAUAAGCCGACCUAUACAUAGGAGCAUUUAGUUCCCCUUCUGUAUGACAUCACUCAGUUGCUCAUCCUGAACCCCUUUUUUCGCAGUUGACACCUCAGACCCUGCAUGGUGUGCUCCCUCCUGACCUUUAGAAGAACACAUAGGAAAGCCUAACGAGCUAAAUGCUAUAAUUAGAUCUGUCCUCCCUCUCUCUCUCUCUCUCUCUCUCUCUCUCGCUCGCUCGCUCGCUCUCUUUCCGCUGCUGGGCCUUGGGACUAGUUUGGAUUUCUACAUGUAGAAAAGCACGGUCCACGAGCAGACGACCUCCCUGUAGGAAGCAGAAAGAGGCCCCCGCUCAUUUCUACUGAAUACCAGCGAGCGAGCGGGGGAAGCUCAGCGUUUUUUCUCUGCGUAGACGUGUGUAAAGUGCAGGGACGCUGGCUCCACGUGCGUCCGUCAUACACCAACUGUACAUUUACCUCAGCGUGAAACGGCUUGGUGCUCGACGGCAUCGAGUAUUGGCUCGGCUGCAGAUACCUGGCACGCGAUGGGUCAUUUUACCUGUAAAGUAGCAAAUGAGGGACGAGUGGGUGAAGCUGCGUCUGUGUUUCAACUCCUUCUGAUGAAAACUGGGCUCGUUGGCUAGACUAAGGCAAAAUAACCACCACCAGGAGAGAUGCUCACGCCCUUGCCUUGUUCUUGGUAUGUGCUUUUUUUUUACAGUAUGCCUCGUGCAUAUGCCCGUGAAUAAAAACCUGAUUUACUGUCGCUGUUGUAGGUUUGCAGCGCUGUUACGUACGUGUGAAAAGAAACACAGAGCACUCUUGAUGCAUGGCACUUUAUUGUCUUUAUUGAGUUAAUGUCUCGAAUCACUCACACAGUUGUUUUAACCAAAGCGUCAUUUUUGUCAUAUGAGUUUGUCCACUGUGUCGUUCACGCACAGCUUUUUAAAGCGAAUAGUUCAACAUCUACGAUCGGGCACAUGUCCCUAAGAAGGUUGAAUGGUCCAACUUUAAUUGAAUGAGUCACCGAAUCCACCUGAGAUGUUUUAUAUGGUGCCGUAAAUACGCAGAGAAACAGAUGUGACAGAUGUGUUUGAUGUUUACUGAGGAAGCGCUUGCUCUGUCUGCAGCAGAGACGCUACGUGUAGUAAGUCAGCGUCUCCUCCCGUAGCCAAGCUCCACGCUCCGACCAUCCUGGACCCAACCGUUGGAAGAGUUGCUUUGUCCGUGCACCAGAUAGUGCCUCCCCUUCUUCUCCUCCUUGUCGCUCCUUCAUCGUCUGUGACGUCAAGACUUUUAGCAUCUUAUAUAGAGUGAUAGUGGACGCAACAAAUAGCUUAGGCUUUUUUAACUGACGCUAAGUGAAUUUUAUCAGCGAUGCUCUAAUACAUGGGUAUAGCCUGUAAUGGUGGUAGUCGAGUGUGUGUAUCUCAUUAUCAUUGAGAAGGCUUUUGUACUGUAGCUGCUACUGUAGAUCUGACAUCCUGUGCAGAGACAUGUUGAAUAGCUGUGCCGUUGUUACGACUUUGUGUUCAGGGAAGCUUUUACCUGUCUGUUAUUUUGAAGCUUACAAAGAUGACCCCAAGCAUGAAGGUUUUAAUUGUAAUAAUUGAAAAAUGACCCGCAUCUCUUUGCUAGAGAGAUAAGUGUGACUUCCUCCAAAGACAUGGCCGUCCAGCCGUGCGGUCGUUCACACACAGCGUUGAGGUCUCUCUGCCACAGGCCGAACAACCUGCUGAGCAGAGCAGCCCAAUGCGUUCAAACCUCUAGAAGCUCUGAAAGGCUUUUACUUUGGUUUUUACAUCUUGUGGCUUUAUUGUGGUUCCCGUGUGUUCAUUGGGAUUACACCUUGUGUUUCUCACUGUUUUGGGUCAUCUUUGUCAUCCAAUCAGCUUUGUUUCGUGAACUGCUUAUAGAUAUAUGUAAAAGACAUGUUGUCUGCUGGAACAGAAGACAGUUUAAUGUUUUAAAGGGGGCGUUAUGUUCCUCAGUGUGUUCUCACCUCAUGCACAAAGCAUCUUUAUUUAUUAUAUAUAUAAUAUUUAGAAUAAGAAUGUAUGGUUUUGGGUUGAAACCAUUAGGGCCCUCUUUUGACAUUGUGCCAUUUUUGCUUUUGCAAUCACACCACUAGCACUGCACCAAAUCACAUAGUGUUUAAGUUGCAGCUGGCGGAUGGCCAGCAAUGCUUCCAGCCCUAGUAGUUUCAGGGUCUCACCUUAAAAACACAUGGCUUUAGUGCACUGGCCAAUGAAUAGUUGAAGCGUUGAUUCAUUCAUAUUUGGCUGCUUUUAUGUGUCAUAGCUCUGGAUCGACGCAUGCGGGUCCGCUUACCUUCCGCUGUCCCUCUCUCCUGCCUUACCGCUUGCUAAUGACAACAGCUUUCCCCGAAGUGCUGCUUGUAAAGUAUUGUCAUUCAUGAUCCCUGUAAUGACUAACUGGAAACCUUCCUCUUGGCUCUGUCUUGUAUAUAAAUGGAGAUUUUCUGUGUUGGGUCCCAUCACACAGAUGAUAUUAACUCUCUCUUCCUUGUAUACCAUGAUGAAUAAGAAUAACAGGCCUGCUGCUUGGUCACGCGUCGCCCCAGAGGUCGAGGUGCCGACGGGGGAUCAGUUUUGCACGUUUCAGCUCAGUGUGAGUGAGAUGGUUGUCAUGGACCACGUUAAUGAUCCCCAGUUUGGCACUUUUGCUCUGAGCGGCUCGACAGAAGCAGAUACAGGGCCCAGUCUGUGAUGAAGUCUAAAUCUCAGUGCUCACGUUUAUCUCUUGAGUGUUCUGGAGUUCCUACUCAUGUCUGUGGACACGUAACUAAAGUUGUGAAGAUAAAAAAGGCGAAUAAAUAAAUUAGUGUUGAAACUUC
Messenger RNA from Betta splendens (Siamese fighting fish), 8505 nucleotides. It is a transcript of the gene kif1ab, whose product is annotated as kinesin family member 1Ab. Gene Ontology annotation, biological process: phosphorelay signal transduction system; vesicle-mediated transport; microtubule-based movement. The coding region runs from base 389 to 5575 and encodes 1728 amino acids. Gene Ontology annotation, cellular component: kinesin complex; axon; microtubule. Lineage: Eukaryota; Metazoa; Chordata; Actinopteri; Anabantiformes; Osphronemidae. The record is from RefSeq and is a predicted model, not a curated record. Gene Ontology annotation, molecular function: ATP hydrolysis activity; ATP binding; microtubule binding. The transcript has 49 exons.